Messenger RNA from Equus caballus (horse), 3936 nucleotides. RefSeq names its product zinc finger protein 677. Gene Ontology annotation, cellular component: nucleus. NCBI's taxonomy places the organism in Eukaryota, Metazoa, Chordata, Mammalia, Perissodactyla, Equidae. The record is from RefSeq and is a predicted model, not a curated record. Gene Ontology annotation, biological process: regulation of DNA-templated transcription.
UCGUCAAGCCCCCAUCCUCCAAACCCUGGUUCGGGGGUCGCUGCCUAAGUUAAGCUCUCUGAACCCGCUCGUCCCUCUGGCUGUGAGUUCGCCCCUCUCGCCUCUCGCGGCGUCUCCAUAUGACGCGCCGAGUCCUGUGGCUCCGCGCGGGUCCGGGAGUCGCGUCCGUUUCCGGUUAAAAUCGCUCCGAGGCAGGUGCCGCCCGACCUUUCUUUCUUCGUUCCACGGAGACACCGACCGGCUGCCGCGUCGUUUUCCUGCUCAAAUCCUUUGUCUGACGCCCGACUCCCCGCCCAACCGCGUGAUAAAGGCCUCGCUCAGGAGAAUAAUCUAAGCUGAGAAUCCCAGAGGAAGAGGAAGGAAAGAAGGAAUGGCUCUUUCCAAGGGACAGUUGACGUUCAGGGACGUGGCCAUCGAAUUCUCUCAGGAGGAGUGGGAAAGCCUGGACCCCGCUCAGAGGGCCUUGUACAGGGACGUGAUGCUGGAGAACUACAGGAACCUGCUCUCCCUGGGUGAGGAGAGCUGCCCUCCAGAAAUUGGAAGGCUUUCUGCUGGAUUUUCAAUAAAGGAAUUAUCACCAAGAGAGGACAUUGAGAAAAGAGAAUUAUACCAUUUAAUGAUAUCAGAAAGCAAUGACAGGCAUGACAUCAACAAUUUUGACCUCAAGGAAGUCUGGGAAAAUAUUCAUGAGCAUCAGAAUGAAUGGGGAUAUGAUGGGAGAAAUUACAAAGGAGUGCCUUUGACUCAUAACAAAAAUUUCAUUUGUAGAAUAGAUUGGGAACAUAAUAAAUCCUCAGUUAACUUUCUACAAAAGCAGAGUGUUUCUAUAAAAAAUGAUGCAUACCAGUAUUUCAUGCAUGAUGAGCCAUUUACAAAGAAUUUGUUAAAACUGAAAAAUAACAUAAGCGAUGCUGGAAACAAGUAUAGAAAGUGUUUGGAAAACAGAACUGGAUUAAGUGGGCAGACACAAGUGGCUGAACUGCAGAGAUUUCAAACUGAAGAGAAAAUUUAUAAAUGCUGUCAAGUCAAGAAGUCUGUCAACAAUGGUUCCUCAGUUUCACCAUUUCAAAGCGUUCCUCCUAGUGUCAAAAACAUUUGUAAUACAUAUAGAAAGUUUUUUAAAUAUCCUUUGUUACCUGCACAGUACAGGACAAAACACAUUAGAAGAGAAUCUUGCAAAUAUAAUCAAAGUGGGAAGACUUUUAGCAAACACUUAAACCUCAUGAAUCAUGAGACAGUUCAUUCUGGACAGAGACCAUUCAAGGGUAAUGAGUGUGGCAAAGCUUUUAAUCAGUGCUUGAAACUUAAGAGACAUCAGAGACUCCAUACAGGAGAAAAACCAUAUAAAUGUGAUGUAGGUGGUAAAAUCUGUCGUCAAAAUUUGAACCUUGCAAUUCAUCAGAGAAUGGAUACUGGCGAGAAACCUUACAAAUGUAAUCAAUGUGGCAGAGCCUUUGCUGAACGUUCAAGCCUUGCUCAACAUAAGAGAAUCCAUACUGGAGACAAACCUUAUGAAUGUAAUCAGUGUGACAAAUCUUUUACCAGAUUUCUAAGCCUUAGAAGACAUCAGAAAAUCCAUACUGGAGAGAAACCUUACAAAUGCAAUGAGUGUGGCAAAACCUUUAUAGCAGGUUCAUAUCUUACUCGUCAUAAGAAAAUCCAUACUGGAGAGAAACCUUACAAAUGUAAUGAAUGUAGUAAGGUCUUUAGUCAAAAGUCAGACCUUGCAAUUCAUCAGAGAAUUCAUACUGGUGAAAAACCUUACAAAUGUGAUGAAUGUGGUAAAGCCUUUGCUGGGCAUUCAAGCCUUACUUGGCAUAAGAGAAUCCAUACUGGAGGGAAACCAUACAAAUGUAAUGAGUGUAGCAAAGCAUUUACGGAGAGUUCAUAUCUUACUCGACAUCAGAAAAUCCAUACUGGAGAGAAACCUUACAAAUGUAAUGUGUGUGGCAAGUCCUUUAGAGAGCGUUUAUAUCUUACUCGACAUAAGAAAAUUCAUACUGGAGAGAAACCUUACAAAUGUAAUGAAUGUGCAAAGGUCUUUAGUCAUAAGUCAAACCUUACAGUUCAUCAGAGAAUUCAUACUGGUGAGAAACCUUACAAAUGUAAUGAAUGUGGCAAGGUGUUCAGUCAUAAGUCAAAUCUUGCAAUUCAUCAGAGAAUUCAUACUUGUGAGGAACCUUGCAAAAACAAAUGUGUAAAAUCUGUGACCCAGUUUGCAAACCUUAGAGAACAUCAAGAAAUCCAUCCUAGAGAGAGGCCUUAUGAAUGUAAUCAGUGUGACAGAUCUUUUACCUGCCCUGCAAACCUUAGAAGACAUCAGAAAAUCCACACUGGGGAGAAACCUUACAAAUGUAAUGUGUGUGGCAAAGCCUUUUGUGAGGGUUCUUAUCUUACUCGACAUCAGAAAAUCCAUACUGGAGAGAAACCUUACAAAUGUAAUGAGUGUGGCAGAGCUUUUGCCCAAUUUUCAAGCCUUACUAGGCAUCAGAAAACAUAUACUGGAAAGAAACAUUAUAAACUUAAUAUAAGAGGCAGUGUUUUUAUUCAAAGCUCAAGCUUUGGGGAUCAUCAGAAAAUUCAUGGCAGAAAAAAACCUUACAAAUAUAAUGACUGAGACAAAACUUAUGCAAGUGUUCAAACCUUACUCAACAUCAGAGACUCAGUCAUGGAGGGAAACCAUAUAAUAGUAAUGUAUGUGGCAAAGCUGGUAACCAGGUCUCAUAUCUCACUUGAUAUCAGAAUAUACAUCUCUGAGAGAAACCACACAAAUGUAAUGUAUGGCAAGGCUUAUACAAAGUUUAAGGCUUGUGGAACAUAACAGAAUUCUUACUAGAGAACACUUAGAAAUGUAAUGAGUGUGAUCAGCUUUAUCAAAAAUGUACAAUGUUGUGGUCAUGCAAGAAUUUGUAAAAGAUGGAAACCAUACAAAUAUUUAAAGGCCCUUUAAGCAGUGACCACAUGAUAGACCAAGGAAUUCAUACACCAAGGACAGAAAUAUUACAAAUAUAAGGAAGCUGAUAAAUUGUUUAACCAUUUCAGUGGACUGCACAUAAGAAUAUUCAUACUAGAGGGAACUAAGUCUGUUAGUUUUGAAGAUUAACCAAUCUCAGAUGUUAAAUUCCACAGAGAAUUAAAAUGUUAAAAUUAUUUGUGACUCAUGAGAUGAUUGUCCAUGGGACAGGCACAUCUAUGGAAAGGUCUAACUUUAGUUUUAAAAAUGUUUUUAUUGUUUGAGGUUUCUUGAAGAGACUACAUUAUUAUUGAUGAGUUACAACCUCAUUUCAAACCUGUUGAUGUUAUACUUUCAUUAUAUCCUUUUCAUUUGUCACCAGGAUGGUCUCAGGGAAGGGAUUGGCAGUAUGAAAGGAUAUACUUCAUUAGGUUGAGUUUCUUCAUAUCCAUGGAACCUGGGAAAACUUUGACACUAGUGUUAAGUUGUAAUAUGGUAUAAAUCUGAGACCAUGGGGAGUGGCAGAGAACAGAUGUAAAGCUGUUAUCUAAAUUAUCAUGCUAGCUGUGGCCUCAGCCCCUUCUCUAGGUUUGUUGGUGUGACUGUGGGCCUUCUUUGAUGAGUAUAGGAAGGCUUGCUCUGCUAGAUGAUCACAAAACCGAGUAGGCCAAGGCAUUGAGAAGAUGACAUUUUCAUGUGAAGAGAAUGAUGGGUUACUAGGGAUGGCAUAUGUGGUUUAAAAAAAAAAAUGGAGGGGAAAUGAUAGUCUCCCUCUCUUUUGAAAUGUAAUAGGUGUAGAUUAAUGAAAAUUGUCUUAUUUUUGGUAACUGAACAGACAAUAGCACAGUUUAAUCAUAAGAACCAGGGAAGAGUGUGCUUGUAAAGGAUUCAAGUUUGGCACUGGAAUUGCAUUUUCAUGUCCCUUUGUUUAUUAUGUAUUAUACUUUCAUAUCUAAAUAAGUAAAGUGUAAUUUUUUUUGUAA